GCCGUCGCACACCCCUUCCUCGCCGCACAGGUCACCGGUCACAGCACCGCCACCGAUCCCUCUGCAGCAGAUGAGCGCCGCAUUGCACGUUGCCUUCGUCUGGCAGCGUGCAAUGAGACCUCACGGGCGUGCGCGGCUCUCGAGUCCGCGGAGGCAGCCCCAGAUACACAGGGGACGAUACAGCGCCUGCAGUCGAAGCACCCCAACGCGGAGAGGCCGACCCCAGCUUGGCUGUCUGGCUUCCAGGGGUCCCCUCUCGUGCUCUCGGUGGAUCACUUACGCCGCGCGAUUUUCACAGCUCCGCGGGGCUCUUCGGGAGGACCGUCCGGUUGGGUCGCUGAGCACCUGCGAGACACUUUCCUAGCUUUCCCUCAGAGUCUCCAUUUCCUCCUGGCCGUGUACCAGCAGUGGCUCCGAGGCCGUUGCGCUCCAGCUGCGCGCUCCUUGCUAGCGUCCUCCACCCUCGUGGCUCUGGCGAAGUCGAACAUGGAUGUUCGGCCGAUUGCCAUCGGCGAGGUUUUGGUCCGCAUUCUUUCUCGGGCAGUUUGUCUCCAGCUACGUGACCAGAUGGCGAGGGUCUUCUUGGCAUCACAGCAGUUUGGGGUGGGGGUUACGUGCGGGACAGAGGUCGUAGUUAGAGGCGUCCGCCGCGCUCUGGCUGACCACCCAGACUGGGUGGUCCUGCAGCUAGACGUGGCGAAUGCCUUUAACUCUUUCCACCGAGACAGGAUGUUUCAGGCGCUGCAGGCCAGUCCGGAGUUUCAGUGUCUGAUCCCCUUCAUCGGCCUCUUCUACGGGACGCCCUCGGAUCUCCACUACAGGUCAGGCACGGGAGUGGUCACGAUGCACUCGGAGCGGGGCACUCGCCAGGGAGACCCUCUCAGCCCCUUCUUGUACGCUCUGACACAGCGUCUUGCUUUGGAGCCGGUUCUGGCGGAGGGGGAUGUCCAGCUCUGGUCGUACGCCGAUGACACGUACGUGCUAGGUCCCCCAGACAGGGUGCUGCACCAUUUUGCCGAGAUCGUGAGGCGCUUGGGCGAGAUGGGCCUUGCAGCCCAGCCGCACAAGUGCCUCGUCUACCAGACAGAGUCCUUUCUGUCCAGGGAUCUGGAGGCUUUCACGGGCCUAGGGAUCGAGGUCGCACGCCGAGGGCUCACCGUGACAGGCGUACCGGUAGGCACCGUUUCGUUCGUGGAGCAGAGUCUCCCGGAUCGUCUCGAGAGGAUGGGGCGGGUGCUACCUUGGCUUCCGAGGUUGCGCCAGCCCCAGACAGCUGCCCGCCUUCUUUCGGCGUGUGUCAGCACUCGUCCGCAGUACCUGUCGAGGACCGUCCCUCCUUCGCCCGCAGUGAUCUCCAGUUUUACACGGUGGGACGCACGCCUGGGAGAGACUUUUCAGCAGCUUUUAGCUUCAGGGACCUGGGCUUGUCGCGAGGACGUCCGAGAGGCCGCCCUAGACCAGAUCUUCCUCCCCAUCCGUCUCGGGGGUUUCGGCAUUCGUCGCAUGGCGCGCAUGGCCCCGGUGAGUUUCGUGUGCUCCUGGGUGCAGUGUGCACCCAUUCUCUGUUCUCUCCCUGCGUGUGGCGAGGUGUUUCGGCAGAGCUUCGCUUCAGGUGAGCCAGAGCAGAUCGACCGGGCUCUGCAGACGGCGCUAGAGGGUCUCCCUCCUGACGUUCUCUCUCUCCUUCCCCCCUGGCCCUCUUGCGCUUCUGCCUCCCCCGAUUCCCUUUUUGCAGGAGCGAGCCGUCUUCUGGAGGCGCAUGCCUUGGAGGCCGUGCGUGCCCGUCACACCUCUCCCUUGCACCUUGCCCGUUUGACUUCCCUUCAGGGCGGAGGUGCAGGAGCGUGGUUGACGUCGGUGCCGUACGCCGACCCACUGCGCAUCCCGGAGGCGCUGUGGCAGGCGGCUUCAUCUUCUCGUCUUGGUCUCCCUAUCCCCCAGUUAGCCCUUGCAGGUCAGUGCUCCUGCGGACAGGCGAUUGACGACAUGACGGUGCCUCAUCACGCGGUUCGGUGCCCGCGUUACGGGGUCGCCACUACCAUCCACGACACGGUGAAGUACAUGCUUCGAGACUUUGCGGUCGAGGCGGGCUUCGCGGUAAAGGUGGAGGACUCUACGCUGUUCACACAGUUGGAGGCGGCUCGAGCGAGACUACUGGGACAGCCAGUGGUGGGAGAGGGGACACGGGCUGAGGGACCGGGGGAGCGGAGAGGCGAGGCGGGACAGCCGGGUGGCGGGGGACAGUGGGGACGGCACCAGCUGCGGGGUCAGGUGGAGCGAGGGACAGGUGGGCAGAGGGGACGGCAGGGGGAGCAGACGGGCCAGGACGGGGAGGGGGGACGGCACAGGCAGCAGCAGGAGAGCCAGUGGAGGCCGCGGGCCCAGGGCGCCGCGCCUCCAGGUUCGGCCUCGGGGGCGGGGCAGGGGCGGGAGCAGCAGAGAGCGGACGGAGGUACAGGAGGGGCAGCGGGAUUGGGAGGGGAGGGCCAGGGAGUGAGAGAGGCAGCAGGGGAUGGAGCAGGGGGGUCGGGAGGUUUGGGGGAGGGUAGGGAGGGGGAGGGGAGAGGACAGGUGGAUGGAGGAGAGGAGAGGGGGAGAGAGACGAUCGGAGAGGGGGCACCAAGGGACCAGACAGGGCAGCAGCCAGCGCAACAGCAGGGACCAGUCGGACGCACAGGCCGUGUAGGCACCGCCUCCCGCAUUCCAGACCUCACCUGCCGCGACGUUGGCCAGGGUCUGAUGGUUCUUGUGGAUGUCUCCAUAGCGGAUCCACAGCGGGAGGGGAACGUGCAGCUGAGACGGGCGACCCCCACACAGAUUGGAGUGGCAGCAGCUAGGCGGGUGCAGGAGAAGCUGCGUCACUGGGGGCCGCACUUAGAGGGGCUGCAGCCGGCACCACACUUUUACGCGUGCGUGGCGGAGACCUUUGGCCUUCUGAGUGAGCCGCUGCGUCAGUUUCUGGGGCUCUGCGCAAAGAGGAUAGCACAGCGGAGGAGGGAUAGAGGUGGGGGGGAUGACGGAUCGGCACGGAUAUUUGAGGCAGGACUCACUACACGCCUCUCCGUUGCACUGCAGCGCGCGCAGGCUCAAUGCAUGAUCCAGCAUGCGGUGCGGCAGUUAGGGAGGUCCGACGACGGGUGGAUGCCCGCACCAGUCCCACUGGGUGCGGGGCAGGGAACUUGGCACCACGUCACAGGGUGCUUCGAGAGUUCACACCCCCUGCCCCCUCAUGCCAUCCGCUCCCCCCGCCCCUACCCUCCGCGUGCCCGCUCCCUUGCCGCCUCUUUUGACCCUCCCUGCCCCCCUCGCCGUUUCCCACCGCCCGCCAUUCGCUCCUCCCCGCCCGUGCGCUCCCCUCGUUUACCUUCUCCUCCCCCCUCCCCUCCUCUGCUGCACGCCUCUUCCUUCCCCUCGCCGACCCACUCCACUCCCUGCCCCUCCUCAAUCCGCACCCUGCCCCUCGUAUCUCGCCCCCCUAUGCUUGGUUUCUCCCCUCCCUGCCCCUCGCCGCCUUUCUCCGCCCCCCACCUCCCCCCUCUCCCUGCCCCCCCCACUCUCCCACCCUUGCCCUUGGCUUCCUACCUCCCUGCCCCACCUUUCCCCCCUCUGUGUGCUCAGCUUCUCCCCUCCCUGCCCCUCCCUCCUCCCCGCCCUGCCCCUCGUUUUCCGCCCCCCCCACGCCCGGUUUCUCCCCUCCCCGCGCCUCCCUUUCUUUCUCCGUGCCUCUCCUCUGCUCCCUCCCUGCCCCCGCCUGCCCAUGCCCCUGUCUUUGGCUUCUCCCCUCCCUGCCCCACGUUUCUUCCCUCCCUGCCCACCCCCUCUGCCCCUCCCUUGUUUUCCCCUCACCCAUUGCUUCUCCCCUCCCUGCCCUUGAUUUCCCGCACCCCUGCCCUUGUUUCCUACCAUCCAUGCCCCUCGUUUCCCCCCCUUUGUACGUUCAGCCUCUUCCCUCCCUGCCCCUCCCUUCCUCCCCCCCUGCCCUUUGCUCUCCCCUCGUUACGCUCCCUUCUCCCCAUCCCUGCUGCCCUCUUACCACCAUCAGCCCAUCCCCACCACCAGCCCCCCUCCCACCCUUCUCUCCCCCCCUCCCUUUCCCUCUCUCUCUUUCUCACACACACACACGCACACUCCCCUCCCCCACCCCCCCACCCACAUCCUCCCAUUCUGCCCCUCCCUGCCCCUUUCCCACCCCCUCGCACGCCCCUCACCUCCCACCUCCGUGCAACUGGUUUCCCCCCCUAUGGUGCCUCCCUUGCAUCGCUCGCCCCUCUGCUCACCCUCUGCCCGCCCCUUUUCCGUGCCCUCAGCUGGCCCAGCCCCUGCCCGUUGCUGCCCCUCCCCUUGCCCCCUCAACUCCCCUGCCCCCCGUACACCCCAGUCCCAUCCAACCGCCCCCACCCUCCCCCGGCUGCCCGUUUCCGCUCUCCACCCCCGCGACCGUGUGCGGCUUCCAACCGCCCAACGGUGGUGCGCACGGGGCGUUUCUUCGCACGGGCAAGCCUCCCCGGGGGCCCCCCACCCCGCUGGGUCGUUCAUUACCGCCCCUCUCCCCUUAUCCCCCACCACGCCCCCAAGCAGGCCUUUCUCCCCCCAGCCUCCCGUCUCCCUGCCCUUAGUACCGCCGCGCUCUGCCCGUGCGUCACCCUUGCCCACUUCAUACCACCUCCCCCUUCUCCCCCCCCCCCGGCUUCUCCCUAUCAUCACCCGCAUGUUCCCCCACUCCCCUGUCCACAACGUCCCUCCACCCCCCUUCCUGCUUUCCCCACUCCCACUCUGCCCCCCACACCUCUACGAGCCGUACUUCCCCCUCCAGCCUCCCUUUCCCCCCCAGCUACUUCCGCAUCCAGCGUGGGCUGCACCUCUGCAUCCCGCCCUGCCAGGCCCUUCGCCACCUACCCCAGCCUCCCUCUACCUCUCCCUAACUCCACACCGCCGUUCCUACCCCCAGCCAAGGUCUACACCCCUUGCUUUUGCUCCCUGGGCUGUGCCGUCCCCAACCUCCCUCCGCCUUUCCGCGGCACCAGACCGCCUCUCCCUCCCCCAGCCAACUUUUGCACCCCCUGUUCCUGCCCCUUGUGCCCUCCAACACCCUACCUCAACCCCCCCCAGUCUCCCCCUUCUCCAACACCCUCCAUAUUUCCUCCCCCCUGGGGCUCGCCCAUCCGCAGCUAUCACCCUUCAUCGAUUCCCCAAUUCCCUCUGUCCCCUGUUUCCCGGCCCCGCAUCCUAUCCUGCAUUUACCACAGCACCUCCUUUCGGUGCCCUCUCUGCCCUCCCACGUUCUCACCCCCCGCCUCCCAACCUUCUCAUUACCCGCUACCAGGCUCACGCCAACUCGACUACCCACUACCCUUUGCCCCUUCCUCUCUGUUCCCCACCCUUCCUUUCCCACCUGGCUCCACCUGCCCACCCCCACCUCCCGUGGAAUUCUGCCCUGCCCUCCCCACCUCUGGCCCACCACCUGUCCCCACACCCUGCUCACCCACCGCUACACCACCCCCGCCCCCCCACCUCCACUACAGCCCGCCAACACUUCCCCUCUCAAUCGGCCCCCAGCCCGCCCCCCCCUUGGGCCCCAAUCCCCUCCAACUGUCAGGCCCCCUCUACCCUCUCUUCCACCCACUGCGCACCGCUUUCCCCACCCUUUUCCCCUUUCCCCAAGCUAACCCCCCGCACCCCGGCCUCUGCCAGGGAGUUCCUUCCCCCUUUGACGCCCUCUUGAGCCAACCCCAGCAACUCACACCGCCACCGCCAGGCAUGCUGCCUCUAGCCAGGGGGGAACUUGCAGCUGACACUGCACGGGAAGGGGUAAGUGAGUUUGUGUGUGAAGGAGCAGCAGAGGCUACAGAGGAUGGGGCAGCAAAGGCUGCACGGGAAGGGGCAAUGGGGGUUGUGGGGGAAGGGGCAGCAGAGGCUGCAGAGGAAAGGGCAGCAGAGGCUGCAAGGGAAGGGGCAGCAGCGGCUGCACGGGAAAGGGCGGCAGGGGCUGCACGGGAAGGGGCGGCAGGGACCGUGACUCUGGCCAGGCAAAGGGCAGAGGCCAUGGAGACAGGUUUUGCAGGAGUAGGGGCCACGGAACCUGCUGCUGCGUCGGCUGGGGGAACCGCAGCAGAGGAGGCUAUAGGGACCGCACCAGGAGCGACAGAGGCCACAGCGGGGGCUGGUAUAGGGGGAGGUGCUACGGGUGCAGCGGGGAAGGGGGUAACGGGGACUGGUGCGAGGGAGAGUGCCGCCCCGGCUGUAGCAAGAGAGGGUACGGCAGGGGCCUCAAAGGCAGAAGGUGAGGCUGCAGCUGAAGCAGCAGGGAGGGCCAUAGCACGGCCAGUAGGGGCGGCAGGGGCCGCAGCAAACUCGGGGAAACACACAGCAGGGCCGGCAGGGCCGGCAGAGACUGCAAAAGGGGCUAGCAGUAAAGCGGCAGCAGGCGGGGUGGGCUUGGGGGACAUAGGGGCAACAGGGGAAGGAGAGGGGAGGGUGGUCCCGACCGGGGUGGGCACUGAAGAGGGGGAUGUGAUAGCGAUAGAGGAGGAUGAGGGAGAGGAUGUGAUGCACAUUGACGGGCCACUGGCCCAAUACCUCACGCUUGACGGUGAGGCCGACCCGGCCCCCCUGCAGCCUCACGUCGAGGUUCCCCCUCUACCCCCCAUGCCCGUCCCCAUGCUAGCAGAAGGACCGAUGGAGGGGCUGGGGGAGACCUUGAGGACAGAGCCGCGCGAGGGAGCCCCCAUCCUCACCUCCCGUCCUCCAGCCCACCAGCCCCCAGGAGCACCACUUCCCCACCCCCACCCUCAGGUCCCGGUAGUGUCCAGGGGGGCAGCCAAGGCCCUGGCCUUCUUGGCGGAGCCGUGCUCCCCGACCCCCACGCUGCUCCAUGGCCAGCCCCCCUCUCCGUCCCCAACGCCUGACCCCACGGUUGCAGGCGGUCCACCGGGAGAGCACGCGGGUGCGACAAGAGCAGAGUCACCCGAGGGCACCCCUUCUCUCACCUCUCACCCCUCCCCGCCCCUUCCCUCACUCCUUCCUUCACCCCCAAGGGCAGCACACCUCUGCCCCCACCCUCAGGGGCUCCUUAGAGCACCACGUGGAGCAGCCAGGGCUCUGGUCUUCCUAGAGGAGCCAUGCUCCCCGACUCCUACCAACACCCAGCCACCCCUUACCGGCCCACUACCCCCUCCUCCACCAGGCCCCCCCCCACCCGGUAGUACACACAUCUCGGAGGUUGAAGCAUCUCUGCGGCCAAAUCCCUCUCCCACACGCUACAGGCACCCAAACCACCCGAGUCGCCGCACAGCCCCAACACGCCCACCCAACAGGCUGCCCUCCCCACACCACCCCCCCCAGGCAGCCGAGACCCACCCGCAAGGGCUUGCGCCCCAGGCUCAUGGGAGCGGCGGCACCCGGGUAGAGGGGCCCACAGGAGAGGCCACCACAGAGCCCACACAAAUCUCUCUCCCCCCACCGUUUGUACCUCGCUCUAACCUCCACACUGGCCCAGCCCCUCGACCCCCACCUCCAACCCCCUCUCCCGGCCGGGUUCCCCACGAGUGGCCCCGUUGGGCAGCCAUCACCCCCCACACACAGCUUGCCCGAUCUGUUCCCACGGAGGGGGAUGUUUCGAGGAGAGUGGGGAUGCACACAGAGCACCCCCUGCCUGGCGAACCACCCAUCCUCCCUCCACCCACCCCUUUGGCCCCACAGCCCCCCCUUCCUUCACAAACAGGCGCGGACAACCAGGUUGGCCGCCGGCGGAAGAACAGGGGCAGAGGAGGCAGAGGGUCAGCCCACGUACUCCCCCCUCCCUCCCUCCCCCACCAAGAGCCCCUCCCCACCUCACAUCCCGUUGAACAAUUACCAGGCCCUACCUCUACAGCCCGUCCACCAAACCUACACUCCCGCCCCGCUCCUGCACCUCCACAGGGCCAUGGGAGCGGACCAGCCCACUCACCCCCAUUCUGCCCCUCCCGUGCUGUGUCCCCCUCCCAGGUGGCGGCGGCCGCGAUCGCUACUGGGAGGGGGGCCGUCGGGUUGAGGGAUGCGCCCAUGGCAGACGCCACCGACUCCCCCUCCCAUCCCUCCCACCCCUUCCAUGUCGACGACCCCCUACCGCAACCCAUGGUGAUUGGGGAGGGCCAAGGGGGCCUUCUAGGGCAGGGUCCACACCCGAGCUCCGCUCAGCCAGCACGCCCCACUCCACCCUCUACCCUGCCAGCCCUCCUACUCUCACCUACAGGCAGGCAGGUCUUCGAGACCCCAGAGGAGGUGAGGGCUGGCAUUUCAGAUUUGCUGGCGAUACACCGCCUGAGCAGCUCUCCGGCUGCCCCCACCCUUCCAGUCCCACAGGACCGGACCCGGACGUAUGCGGAGGUCACCCGGUCUGUCCCUUCUUUUAUCCCCCCCGCCACUCAGCCAGGCGCGUCACUCCCGACCCCAAUGGAGACGGACCGGGGUCUGAGGCCGUGUCACUCGCACCUAGACGGGGUGGCGCCUCCCCCCGUUCAGCCCGUGGCGCAGGAGGUCACCAGCAGUAGGGAUGAGGCAUCCGCCCCUACCGAGACCCCUCCGCCUGGGGUAGCAGAGCCGUCACUUGAACCGCACCCCGCCGAGGGGCAGGAGCACACCACGGCACACACUUCAGGCUCACCUCCACGUCCCCCCUCCCCAGCUUCAACACCGGUGCCGGCACGAGGCCCGGCCCUAUCCUGUGCGACACCACCUCUAUCUUCGCUGACACCCCCCCCGCGCGGGGCUGGUGAGUCGUCUCCUCCCCUCAUCCCAGGCGAUCCUGUCGGAGCUCAGGCCGCCCACGGGGUCCCCUCUACAGCCAGUUCCGACGCCACGGCCCCGAUUGACCCCGCCGACACGGCGACAUCACCCGACCAGGUCGUGAGUUGCCCCACCUGCAGGAGCUCUCUCGCGAACCGACGCGCGCUCCAGCACCACAUUCCCUUCUGCCAUCCUGCGGACGCGGCUCGCAGGGCGCAGGCUGCCCAUGAUACCGCCUCGAUCAUCCCUUCCCUCUCACAGCCCCGUGCGACCGGGAUGCAGUUCACCGACGCACAGUGGCAGACGCUCGACUCGGUGGACUGGACAGAGUACUUCUCGCCCGAGCGUAUCCAUACACGCCCUCUCCGACGUGUCCCGGAGAGGGUCCGCGGAGGAUAUCUUGACGUCCUCAGUGCGAUCCUAGUCCGCAUUGCCCAGGACCCGGAGGCUGCUGGCCCUACCUUCCUCCUCGCUGCAGCGCCGACUCUUUUCCUUGUUCCAGCGACGCCACCCGACCGCUCGCACACGGCUGCCAUUGCAACGCGCAUCUCUCGCUUUGGUCGAGGUGAGUGGGCUGAGCUAGUCUCAGAUGCACUAGGCCGUCGCACACCCCUUCCUCGCCGCACAGGUCACCGGUCACGCACCGCCACCGAUCCCUCUGCAGCAGAUGAGCGCCGCAUUGCACGUUGCCUUCGUCUGGCAGCGUGCAAUGAGACCUCACGGGCGUGCGCGGCUCUCGAGUCCGCGGAGGCAGCCCCAGAUACACAGGGGACGAUACAGCGCCUGCAGUCGAAGCACCCCAACGCGGAGAGGCCGACCCCAGCUUGGCUGUCUGGCUUCCAGGGGUCCCCUCUCGUGCUCUCGGUGGAUCACUUACGCCGCGCGAUUUUCACAGCUCCGCGGGGCUCUUCGGGAGGACCGUCCGGUUGGGUCGCUGAGCACCUGCGAGACACUUUCCUAGCUUUCCCUCAGAGUCUCCAUUUCCUCCUGGCCGUGUACCAGCAGUGGCUCCGAGGCCGUUGCGCUCCAGCUGCGCGCUCCUUGCUAGCGUCCUCCACCCUCGUGGCUCUGGCGAAGUCGAACAUGGAUGUUCGGCCGAUUGCCAUCGGCGAGGUUUUGGUCCGCAUUCUUUCUCGGGCAGUUUGUCUCCAGCUACGUGACCAGAUGGCGAGGGUCUUCUUGGCAUCACAGCAGUUUGGGGUGGGGGUUACGUGCGGGACAGAGGUCGUAGUUAGAGGCGUCCGCCGCGCUCUGGCUGACCACCCAGACUGGGUGGUCCUGCAGCUAGACGUGGCGAAUGCCUUUAACUCUUUCCACCGAGACAGGAUGUUUCAGGCGCUGCAGGCCAGUCCGGAGUUUCAGUGUCUGAUCCCCUUCAUCGGCCUCUUCUACGGGACGCCCUCGGAUCUCCACUACAGGUCAGGCACGGGAGUGGUCACGAUGCACUCGGAGCGGGGCACUCGCCAGGGAGACCCUCUCAGCCCCUUCUUGUACGCUCUGACACAGCGUCUUGCUUUGGAGCCGGUUCUGGCGGAGGGGGAUGUCCAGCUCUGGUCGUACGCCGAUGACACGUACGUGCUAGGUCCCCCAGACAGGGUGCUGCACCAUUUUGCCGAGAUCGUGAGGCGCUUGGGCGAGAUGGGCCUUGCAGCCCAGCCGCACAAGUGCCUCGUCUACCAGACAGAGUCCUUUCUGUCCAGGGAUCUGGAGGCUUUCACGGGCCUAGGGAUCGAGGUCGCACGCCGAGGGCUCACCGUGACAGGCGUACCGGUAGGCACCGUUUCGUUCGUGGAGCAGAGUCUCCCGGAUCGUCUCGAGAGGAUGGGGCGGGUGCUACCUUGGCUUCCGAGGUUGCGCCAGCCCCAGACAGCUGCCCGCCUUCUUUCGGCGUGUGUCAGCACUCGUCCGCAGUACCUGUCGAGGACCGUCCCUCCUUCGCCCGCAGUGAUCUCCAGUUUUACACGGUGGGACGCACGCCUGGGAGAGACUUUUCAGCAGCUUUUAGCUUCAGGGACCUGGGCUUGUCGCGAGGACGUCCGAGAGGCCGCCCUAGACCAGAUCUUCCUCCCCAUCCGUCUCGGGGGUUUCGGCAUUCGUCGCAUGGCGCGCAUGGCCCCGGUGAGUUUCGUGUGCUCCUGGGUGCAGUGUGCACCCAUUCUCUGUUCUCUCCCUGCGUGUGGCGAGGUGUUUCGGCAGAGCUUCGCUUCAGGUGAGCCAGAGCAGAUCGACCGGGCUCUGCAGACGGCGCUAGAGGGUCUCCCUCCUGACGUUCUCUCUCUCCUUCCCCCCUGGCCCUCUUGCGCUUCUGCCUCCCCCGAUUCCCUUUUUGCAGGAGCGAGCCGUCUUCUGGAGGCGCAUGCCUUGGAGGCCGUGCGUGCCCGUCACACCUCUCCCUUGCACCUUGCCCGUUUGACUUCCCUUCAGGGCGGAGGUGCAGGAGCGUGGUUGACGUCGGUGCCGUACGCCGACCCACUGCGCAUCCCGGAGGCGCUGUGGCAGGCGGCUUCAUCUUCUCGUCUUGGUCUCCCUAUCCCCCAGUUAGCCCUUGCAGGUCAGUGCUCCUGCGGACAGGCGAUUGACGACAUGACGGUGCCUCAUCACGCGGUUCGGUGCCCGCGUUACGGGGUCGCCACUACCAUCCACGACACGGUGAAGUACAUGCUUCGAGACUUUGCGGUCGAGGCGGGCUUCGCGGUAAAGGUGGAGGACUCUACGCUGUUCACACAGUUGGAGGCGGCUCGAGCGAGACUACUGGGACAGCCAGUGGUGGGAGAGGGGACACGGGCUGAGGGACCGGGGGAGCGGAGAGGCGAGGCGGGACAGCCGGGUGGCGGGGGACAGUGGGGACGGCACCAGCUGCGGGGUCAGGUGGAGCGAGGGACAGGUGGGCAGAGGGGACGGCAGGGGGAGCAGACGGGCCAGGACGGGGAGGGGGGACGGCACAGGCAGCAGCAGGAGAGCCAGUGGAGGCCGCGGGCCCAGGGCGCCGCGCCUCCAGGUUCGGCCUCGGGGGCGGGGCAGGGGCGGGAGCAGCAGAGAGCGGACGGAGGUACAGGAGGGGCAGCGGGAUUGGGAGGGGAGGGCCAGGGAGUGAGAGAGGCAGCAGGGGAUGGAGCAGGGGGGUCGGGAGGUUUGGGGGAGGGUAGGGAGGGGGAGGGGAGAGGACAGGUGGAUGGAGGAGAGGAGAGGGGGAGAGAGACGAUCGGAGAGGGGGCACCAAGGGACCAGACAGGGCAGCAGCCAGCGCAACAGCAGGGACCAGUCGGACGCACAGGCCGUGUAGGCACCGCCUCCCGCAUUCCAGACCUCACCUGCCGCGACGUUGGCCAGGGUCUGAUGGUUCUUGUGGAUGUCUCCAUAGCGGAUCCACAGCGGGAGGGGAACGUGCAGCUGAGACGGGCGACCCCCACACAGAUUGGAGUGGCAGCAGCUAGGCGGGUGCAGGAGAAGCUGCGUCACUGGGGGCCGCACUUAGAGGGGCUGCAGCCGGCACCACACUUUUACGCGUGCGUGGCGGAGACCUUUGGCCUUCUGAGUGAGCCGCUGCGUCAGUUUCUGGGGCUCUGCGCAAAGAGGAUAGCACAGCGGAGGAGGGAUAGAGGUGGGGGGGAUGACGGAUCGGCACGGAUAUUUGAGGCAGGACUCACUACACGCCUCUCCGUUGCACUGCAGCGCGCGCAGGCUCAAUGCAUGAUCCAGCAUGCGGUGCGGCAGUUAGGGAGGUCCGACGACGGGUGGAUGCCCGCACCAGUCCCACUGGGUGCGGGGCAGGGAACUUGGCACCACGUCACAGGGUGCUUCGAGAGUUCACACCCCCUGCCCCCUCAUGCCAUCCGCUCCCCCCGCCCCUACCCUCCGCGUGCCCGCUCCCUUGCCGCCUCUUUUGACCCUCCCUGCCCCCCUCGCCGUUUCCCACCGCCCGCCAUUCGCUCCUCCCCGCCCGUGCGCUCCCCUCCUUUACCUUCUCCUCCCCCCUCCCCUCCUCUGCUGCACGCCUCUUCCUUCCCCUCGCCGACCCACUCCACUCCCUGCCCCUCCUCAAUCCGCACCCUGCCCCUCGUAUCUCGCCCCCCUAUGCUUGGUUUCUCCCCUCCCUGCCCCUCGCCGCCUUUCCCCGCUCCCCACCUCCCCCCUCUCCCUGCCCCCCCCACUCUCCCCCCCCCUUGUCCUUGGCUUCCUACCUCCCUGCCUCACCUUUCCCCCCUCUGUGUGCUCAGCUUCUCCCCUCCCUGCCCCUCCCUCCUCCCCGCCCUGCCCCUCGUUUUCCGCCCCCCCCCCCCCACGCCCGGUUUCUCCCCUCCCCGCGCCUCCCUUUCUUUCUCCGUGCCUCUCCUCUUGCUCCCUCCCUGCCCCCGCCUGCCCAUGCCCCUGUCUUUGGCUUCUCCCCUCCCUGCCCCACGUUUCUUCCCUCCCUGCCCACCCCGUCUGCCCCUCCCUUGUUUUCCCCUCACCCAUUGCUUCUCUCCCUCCCUGCCCUUGAUUUCCCGCACCCCUGCCCUCGUUUCCUAUCAUCCAUGCCCCUCGUUUCCCCCCUUUGUACGUUCAGCCUCUUCCCUCCCUGCCCCUCCCUUCCUCCCCCCCUGCCCUUUGCUCUCCCCUCGUUACGCUCCCUUCUCCCCAUCCCUGCUGCCCUCUUACCACCAUCAGCCCAUCCCCACGACCAGCCCCCCUCCCACCCUUCAUCUCCCCCCUCCCUCUCUCUCUCUCUCUCUCUCUCUCUCUCUUCUCACACACACACACACGCACACUCCCCUCCCCCACCCCCCCCACCUACAUCCUCCCAUUCUGCCCCUCCCUGCCCCUUUCCCACCCCCUCGCACGCCCCUCACCUCCCACCUCCGUGCAACUGGUUUCCCCCCCUAUGGUGCCACCCUUGCAUCGCUCGCCCCUCUGCUCACCCUCUGCCCGCCCCUUUUCCGUGCCCUCAGUUGGCCCAGCCCCUGCCCGUUGCUGCCCCUCCCCUUGCCCCCUCAACUCCCCUGCCCCCCGUACACCCCAAGUCCCAUCCAACCGCCCCCACCCUCCCCCGGCUGCCCGUUUCCGCUCUCCACCCCCGCGACCGUGUGCGGCUUCCAACCGCCCAACGGUGGUGCGCACGGGGCUCACACCCCCUGCCCCCUCAUGCCAUCCGCUCCCCCCGCCCCUACCCUCCGCGUGCCCGCUCCCUUGCCGCCUCUUUUGACCCUCCCUGCCCCCCCUCGCCGUUUCCCACCGCCCGCCAUUCGCUCCUCCCCGCCCCGUGCGCUCCCCUCCUUUACCUUCUCCUCCCCCCUCCCCUCCUCUGCUGCACGCCUCUUCCUUCCCCUCGCCGACCCACUCCACUCCCUGCCCCUCCUCAAUCCGCACCCUGCCCCUCGUAUCUCGCCCCCUAUGCUUGCUUCUCCCCUCCCUGCCCCUCCCUCCUCCCCGCCCUGCCCCUCAUUUUCCGCCCCCCCCCCCCCACGCCCGGUUUCUCCCCUCCCCGCGCCUCCCUUUCUUUCUCCGUGCCUCUCCUUUGCUCCCUCCCUGCCCCCGCCUGCCCAUGCCCCUGUCUUUGGCUUCUCCCCUCCCUGCCCCACGUUUCUUCCCUCCCUGCCCCCCGUCUGCCCCUCCCUUGUUUUCCCCUCACCCAUUGCUUCUCUCCUCCCUGCCCUUGAUUUCCCACACCCCUGCCCUCGUUUCCUAUCAUCCAUGCCCCUCCCCCUGCCCGUUGCUGCCCCUCCCCUUGCCCCCUCAACUCCCCUGCCCCCCGUACACCCCAAGUCCCAUCCAACCGCCCCCACCCUCCCCCGGCUGCCCGUUUUCCGCUCUCCACCCCCGCGACCGUGUGCGGCUUCCAACCGCCCAACGGUGGUGCGCACGGGGCGUUUCUUCGCAUGGGCAAGCCUCCCCGGGGGCCCCCCACCCCGCUGGGUCGUUUCACACCCCCUGCCCCCUCAUGCCAUCCGCUCCCCCCGCCCCUACCCUCCGCGUGCCCGCUCCCUUGCCGCCUCUUUUGACCCUCCCUGCCCCCCCUCGCCGUUUCCCACCGCCCGCCAUUCGCUCCUCCCCGCCCGUGCGCUCCCCUCCUUUACCUUCUCCUCCCCCCUCCCCUCCUCUGCUGCACGCCUCUUCCUUCCCCUCGCCGACCCACUCCACUCCCUGCCCCUCCUCAAUCCGCACCCUGCCCCUCGUAUCUCGCCCCCCUAUGCUUGGUUUCUCCCCUCCCUGCCCCUCGCCGCCUUUCCCCGCUCCCCACCUCCCCCCUCUCCCUGCCCCCCCCACUCUCCCCCCCCUUGUCCUUGGCUUCCUACCUCCCUGCCUCACCUUUCCCCCCUCCGUGUGCUCAGCUUCUCCCCUCCCUGCCCCUCCCUCCUCCCCGCCCUGCCCCUCAUUUUCCGCCCCCCCCCCCCACGCCCGGUUUCUCCCCUCCCCGCGCCUCCCUUUCUUUCUCCGUGCCUCUCCUUUGCUCCCUCCCUGCCCCCGCCUGCCCAUGCCCCUGUCUUUGGCUUCUCCCCUCCCUGCCCCACGUUUCUUCCCUCCCUGCCCCCCGUCUGCCCCUCCCUUGUUUUCCCCUCACCCAUUGCUUCUCUCCUCCCUGCCCUUGAUUUCCCACACCCCUGCCCUCGUUUCCUAUCAUCCAUGCCCCUCGUUUCCCCCCUUUGUACGUUCAGCCUCUUCCCUCCCUGCCCCUCCCUUCCUCCCCCCUGCCCUUUGCUCUCCCCUCGUUACGCUCCCUUCUCCCCAUCCCUGCUGCCCUCUUACCACCAUCAGCCCAUCCCCACGACCAGCCCCCCUCCCACCCUUCAAUCCCCCCCUCCCUCUCUCUCUCUCUCUCUCUCUCUCUCUUUCUCACACACACACACACACGCACACUCCCCUCCCCCACCCCCCCCACCUACAUCCUCCCAUUCUGCCCCUCCCUGCCCCUUUCCCACCCCCUCGCACGCCCCUCACCUCCCACCUCCGUGCAACUGGUUUCCCCCCUAUGGUGCCACCCUUGCAUCGCUCGCCCCUCUGCUCACCCUCUGCCCGCCCCUUUUCCGUGCCCUCAGUUGGCCCAGCCCCUGCCCGUUGCUGCCCCUCCCCUUGCCCCCUCAACUCCCCUGCCCCCCGUACACCCCAAGUCCCAUCCAACCGCCCCCACCCUCCCCCGGCUGCCCGUUUCCGCUCUCCACCCCCGCGACCGUGUGCGGCUUCCAACCGCCCAACGGUGGUGCGCACGGGGCUCACACCCCCUGCCCCCUCAUGCCAUCCGCUCCCCCCGCCCCUACCCUCCGCGUGCCCGCUCCCUUGCCGCCUCUUUUGACCCUCCCUGCCCCCCCUCGCCGUUUCCCACCGCCCGCCAUUCGCUCCUCCCCGCCCGUGCGCUCCCCUCCUUUACCUUCUCCUCCCCCCUCCCCUCCUCUGCUGCACGCCUCUUCCUUCCCCUCGCCGACCCACUCCACUCCCUGCCCCUCCUCAAUCCGCACCCUGCCCCUCGUAUCUCGCCCCCCUAUGCUUGGUUUCUCCCCUCCCUGCCCCUCGCCGCCUUUCCCCGCUCCCCACCUCCCCCCUCUCCCUGCCCCCCCCACUCUCCCCCCCCCCCUUGUCCUUGGCUUCCUACCUCCCUGCCUCACCUUUCCCCCCUCCGUGUGCUCAGCUUCUCCCCUCCCUGCCCCUCCCUCCUCCCCGCCCUGCCCCUCAUUUUCCGCCCCCCCCCCCCCACGCCCGGUUUCUCCCCUCCCCGCGCCUCCCUUUCUUUCUCCGUGCCUCUCCUUUGCUCCCUCCCUGCCCCCGCCUGCCCAUGCCCCUGUCUUUGGCUUCUCCCUCCCUGCCCCACGUUUCUUCCCUCCCUGCCCCCCGUCUGCCCCUCCCUUGUUUUCCCCUCACCCAUUGCUUCUCUCCUCCCUGCCCUUGAUUUCCCACACCCCUGCCCUCGUUUCCUAUCAUCCAUGCCCCUCCCCCUGCCCGUUGCUGCCCCUCCCCUUGCCCCCUCAACUCCCCUGCCCCCCGUACACCCCAAGUCCCAUCCAACCGCCCCCACCCUCCCCCGGCUGCCCGUUUCCGCUCUCCACCCCCGCGACCGUGUGCGGCUUCCAACCGCCCAACGGUGGUGCGCACGGGGCGUUUCUUCGCAUGGGCAAGCCUCCCCGGGGGCCCCCCACCCCGCUGGGUCGUUGUUUGGGCAAAAAAAACGAAAAGAAAAGAAUCGGACCGCGCUAA
Closterium sp. NIES-65 is the source of this 16926-nucleotide messenger RNA. Lineage: Eukaryota; Viridiplantae; Streptophyta; Zygnematophyceae; Desmidiales; Closteriaceae. The record is from the annotation of a GenBank genome assembly.